Procambarus clarkii (red swamp crayfish) is the source of this 1026-nucleotide messenger RNA. NCBI's taxonomy places the organism in Eukaryota, Metazoa, Arthropoda, Malacostraca, Decapoda, Cambaridae. The record is from RefSeq and is a predicted model, not a curated record.
AUGAAGACAGCGCUGCUGGACACCUCUGGUAGACCAGUCAUUGUUUACUUCUCGAAGACUGAGGCUGACAGCCAGGAGGCCACACCUUCACUGCUAGACCCAGCUGACAGCCAGGAGGUCACACCUUCACUGCUACACUCAGCUGACAGCCAGGAGGCCACACCUUCACUGCUAGACCCAGCUGACAGCCAGGAGGCCACACCUUCACUGCUACACUCAGCUGACAGCCAGGAGGCCACACCUUCACUGCUACACUCAGCUGACAGCCAGGAGGCCACACCUUCACUGCUAGACCCAGCUGACAGCCAGGAGGCCACACCUUCACUGCUAGACCCAGCUGACAGCCAGGAGGCCACACCUUCACUGCUAGACCCAGCUGACAGCCAGGAGGCCACACCUUCACUGCUACACCCAGCUGACAGCCAGGAGGCCACACCUUCACUGCUACACUCAGCUGACAGCCAGGAGGCCACACCUUCACUGCUAGACCCAGCUGACAGCCAGGAGGCCACACCUUCACUGCUAGACCCAGCUGACAGCCAGGAGGCCACACCUUCACUGCUACACCCAGCUGACAGCCAGGAGGCCACACCUUCACUGCUACACUCAGCUGACAGCCAGGAGGCCACACCUUCACUGCUACACUCAGCCGACAGCCAGGAGGCCACACCUUCACUGCUACACUCAGCUGACAGCCAGGAGGCCACACCUUCACUGCUACACUCAGCCGACAGCCAGGAGGCCACACCUUCACUGCUACACUCAGCUGACAGCCAGGAGGCCACACCUUCACUGCUACACCCAGCUGACAGCCAGGAGGCCACACCUUCACUGCUACACUCAGCUGACAGCCAGGAGGCCACACCUUCACUGCUACACUCAGCUGACAGCCAGGAGGCCACACCUUCACUGCUACACUCAGCUGACAGCCAGGAGGUCACACCUUCACUGCUACACUCAGCUGACAGCCAGGAGGUCACACCUUCACUGCUACACUCGGCUGACAGCCAGGAGGCCAACCAAUAA